Sitodiplosis mosellana (orange wheat blossom midge) is the source of this 2113-nucleotide messenger RNA. RefSeq names its product mitochondrial-processing peptidase subunit alpha. Gene Ontology annotation, molecular function: metalloendopeptidase activity; metal ion binding. Bases 340 to 1989 code for a protein of 549 amino acids. Gene Ontology annotation, cellular component: mitochondrion. The record is from RefSeq and is a predicted model, not a curated record. The transcript is spliced from 7 exons. Lineage: Eukaryota; Metazoa; Arthropoda; Insecta; Diptera; Cecidomyiidae.
UUGAUUGACAUCUCACACAAAACAGUAAUGUGCCUGUGCAUGUGUUCAAUCCCAUAGAAUGAAAUACACAAAAAAACGAUUCACCUAAAAGUCACAUUUUGCACUUACACCGCAAUCAAAUCCUAUUUCGCCAUACAGAAUCAUAGUUGAGUUUUAAAAAAAAUCCUCCGAUGAAUUGAUGAAUUUGAUUUCAAAGCAAUAGCAAUUGUUGGUGUUUGUAAAUGACCGAAAAGUGUGCGGUGGCACCAUUUUAAUUCACUGAAACGGAUUCAAGUGAACGUGAAUUUUAAUAAUUUAAACAGAAACAACAUUUCGGCACAAUAAACGCAAGAAAAAAUAAUGACAUUAAGACUAGCUAAUUUAUCAAAGACGUUGAUGUCAAGACACAAACAGAUCGCAACGUCGUUCAAUCCGCACAUAAGAAAUGGGCUGUGUACGAGUGCGGUGGUUGGAAGCCAACGUCAAUUUUCAACCAAAAAUCCACUUACAGAACAAAUAGUCACCCCUUAUCCACCAUUGUCGGAGUCGUUAAAGGAUUUGCCGCCAGUUCAAUAUGCCAAGCCAUCGGGUAGUGCCAGGGAAACCCGAAUAACAACACUGCCAAAUGGAUUACGAGUCGCAUCUGAGAGCCGAUUCGGACAGUUCUGUACGAUUGGAGUUGUUAUCGACUCUGGACCAAGAUAUGAGGUUGCAUUUCCCAGUGGUGUUUCACACUUCCUCGAAAAACUAGCCUUUCACUCAACGCAAGAGUUUUCCGAUAAAGACAAAAUCCUUCGAGCUAUGGAAAAACACGGCGGAAUUUGUGAUUGUCAAAGUUCUCGUGACACUUUUAUUUAUGCAUCGAGCGCGGAUCGUCGUGGCAUUGAAACCGUCACUCGGGUAUUGGCCGAGGCAGUGCUUCGACCAAAACUCGAAGAAAGUGAAAUUGAUUUUGCACGCCAAGCGGUACUAUUUGAAUUAGAGACACUUAAUAUGCGUCCCGAACAGGAGCCAAUCUUGAUGGAUCGAAUUCAUGCGGCUGCUUAUCGAGGCAACACACUAGGCCUACCAAAACUUUGCCCACAAGAAAAUACAGACAAAAUCGACAGAGAUGUACUGUUGUCAUUCUUGCGAUUACAUCAUACACCUUCUCGCAUGGUUGUGGCCGGUGUCGGUGUCGAUCAUGAUGAAUUGGUUAAAUACGUUGAGAAAUAUUUCACAAUGGAAAGCACAUGGGAAUUGAAAACACUCAAAAAUACUAGCAUUAACACAGUUGACGCCUCAAUUGCUCAGUAUACCGGCGGAGAGAUAAAAGAAGAAUGCGAAAUCCCCAUUUAUGCGGCAGCUGGUUUGCCAGAACUGGCGCACGUUGUGAUCGGUUUGGAGGGAACUUCACACCAGGAUCCCGACUUUGUUGCAUCGUGUGUGCUCAAUUUGAUGAUGGGUGGCGGUGGCUCAUUUUCAGCCGGUGGACCAGGCAAAGGGAUGUAUACACGUCUUUACACAAAUGUAUUGAAUCAAUACCAUUGGAUGUACAGUGCAACUGCCUCAAAUCAUGUAUAUACCGACAGUGGCCUGUUCUGCAUCCAUGUCAGUGCACCACCUCAACACAUUAGCAACGCUGUCAAGGUGAUAACACGUGAGAUGGUUGCAAUGGCAUCUGAACCAGGUUCGGAAGAGUUGCGACGGGCCAAAACACAACUACAAUCUGUGCUGCUGAUGAACUUGGAAGCAAGACCCGUUGUUUUCGAAGACAUUGGUCGCCAAGUGUUGGUCACUGGUGCACGCAAAAAACCUGAACACUUUAUGGAAGCUAUCGAAAAAAUAACCGGAGAAGAUAUUCAACGCGUGGCAAAACGUUUCCUUUCGUCUCCACCAUCGUUAGCGGCUCGUGGUGAUAUAAAAAAUUUGCCCGAACUCAAAGAGAUUCAAAGCGGUCUGAUGAACUUGGACGGCAGUUUCUCUAAAUCCAAAUUAAAUCGAUUACCAAAUUUCUCCCUGUUCCGAUAGUUGCAACGAAUUUCACUGUAAACUUUGUAUUACACAUGCGUCAAUUCAAUUGGAAAAUUGAAAAUUUUAAGAAAAAAAAAAUGGACAAAAAAAGACACAAUAAAAAAAUCCUCAUUAAAAUAAA